This is a messenger RNA of Trypanosoma rangeli, 1683 nucleotides long. Its product is annotated as putative protein kinase. The transcript has a single exon. Gene Ontology annotation, molecular function: protein kinase activity; ATP binding; protein binding. Bases 1 to 1683 code for a protein of 560 amino acids. The record is from RefSeq and is a predicted model, not a curated record. Lineage: Eukaryota; Euglenozoa; Kinetoplastea; Trypanosomatida; Trypanosomatidae. Gene Ontology annotation, biological process: protein phosphorylation.
AUGCCCUACCGCAAGCAGAUUGUGGGGAAGUAUGAGUUAGGGAAGGUUCUUGCGUCCGGCUACUUUGACUGCCGGACGCGUCUCUGCACACACAUUGUGACGGGGGCGCAGUACGCUGUUCGCAUCUACAACAAGAGUGUGUUGGCUGAGGCUCAGUGGAUGUGGGACCGCACCCGUGGCGCCAUUCACGUCAUGCGCACGUUACCCAAACACGACAACAUCAUUGAGACCGUUGAGUGCUUUGAGACACAGACAUCGUUGUAUAUUCUCAUGCAACUGUUCGCGCCGAUGCAAAUAACAAGGCUGUACACCACAGAAACGGCCACCGGACAGCGGGUGCUGGUGCCGAUGCAGCAAACCAAGCACUACUACGCUCAGGUUGUUCGUGGACUACUUCAUAUGCAUAGCCACAAUGUUGUUCAUCUUGGACUCGCACCGGAUCACGUCAUGGUGAAUGAUCGAGACCAGGUAAAAAUAGGGUACCUUGUCUCCUGCACCUACUUCCCAAAAGGAAAAUUAUGUUAUGAUAUUCGAGGAACGACGCACACUGUGGCCCCGGAAGUGCUGCAGAAUGGGGGAUAUGAUCCCUACCUUGCCGAUGCGUGGUCCAUGGGGGUCUUGCUUUACUUCAUGCUUAAUCAAGGCCGAUAUCCGCACGAUGGGGCCAAUACAACAAAGAAUAUUAUGUAUAAUCGCAUCCGCCCACCUGAUCCCAACCUUCCCCCAGAGGCGAAGGACCUUCUUGCCCGACUACUGCAUCCUACACCAUCACGGCGCAUGCGUGUUCAGAAUAUCAUGUCUCAUCCUUUCUUUGCCACAAAUCAUGGUGACACGGACAUCGCAGAAGGGUGUUGUCCCGCGCGCACCGUGGGGACAUCACCGGAGACACGCUACUCGCCUGACCUUGCCACGGGUGAAAGCACGUUAAACAUCCGCAUUCCAUAUGGUCUUAGCCGACAAGAGGAGGCCGCUUAUAUUAUUCAGCACACGUAUCGUGCCUACCUCGCCCGCAAACGGCAACAACUUCUUGUAGAAAAAUCAGCUCUGGCAAAAGCCGCAGCAGAGAGAAACCGUAAAAUAGGUUGUCGGUCGUCUGUGCAGGGAAGCGUCUCAGGCCGGGUGCUGAGACAAUUUCAAAAACUGAAGGAUGAGCAGGAUCCUGUGACCUUGCGCGCAGAGAAGCGAGAAAGUCCGGGUUUAGUGGCCCCCCCUUCGCCCGAUAUACCACUGUUUGAUGACGCAAUUGUGGUAAUUGCAUCGGGAAGUGACACGUUGCGCGAGGACGAUGAAUCUCUGGCACUUCUCAGUGAGGGUCCAGAGGCGGCCUUGACGUCAGUCACCCCAUCGACGUUGGAGCAGGCGGGAAAAACGUCAUACGAGGCUUUUGGCACGCGCCCCCGUAAAAGCGCUUUGGGCGGCGGUGGCGCAUCUCUCAGAAGAGGGGGCAUUGGACGCCCCAUGAUGGCAUCACUCGUUCAAGAUAAAGACCUAAGUGCAGGUGUGGAUGAAAAGAACUUGGAAACAUUUGCUGCCUUCGUGUCAAACGUUGAGGUUGAUCCGACCCGUCCAUGUCCAGUGUGCCAUCGACUGCCGAUGCAGCGGCUCUGUGGACGUGCGCCGUACUUAAAUACGCCGUUUGUGUACAAACAAGGGGAAUUUAUUCGGCGGGUUGAGGAUGAUUGA